Messenger RNA from Chaetomium strumarium, 2453 nucleotides. RefSeq lists its product as uncharacterized. Lineage: Eukaryota; Fungi; Ascomycota; Sordariomycetes; Sordariales; Chaetomiaceae. The record is from RefSeq and is a predicted model, not a curated record. Gene Ontology annotation, molecular function: oxidoreductase activity; FAD binding. The transcript has 3 exons. The coding region runs from base 269 to 2266 and encodes 665 amino acids.
ACCUUAUAGUGGUUGCCCAGAGCUGCCUUGCGACGCUGGGUUUAUUACCCACUUUCAAGCCCAUCAUCAUCCAGUAAUGAUCUCCCCAGUUCUCGUGAUCAUGCAGAACCGCGCAGAUGGUGAAGGCCUGGGGUGUAUCCUAUCCCGCUUGUGAGGGGCAGUCAGCAGGUAGACCAUUCCAUAUAACAAUGAGAAACAAUUCGGGGACGCGAUGCAGGUGUUUCUCGAGCACUCACCCACUAUAACCCAUUAGAGGCACCGGACCAGCAUGGCAGCUAAGACUUGGACAAUGCACUUGGUGUGUCUGUCCAUCGCUUUUGUUCUCCCGCUUGCUAUAGCUGGAGACAAGCCAGCGCGAGCCUACCCGUUGUUUGACUACGAGGCGAGAUCCUUGACCGAGGACGGGCUCCAGCGGCUCAUUGACAAGGCCGGUGUCGUGGACAAUGCGCAUCUCUUCGCCUUCGACGACGGAACGGAUGGGAACCCUGACCACCUAAGGAGCGGCUCAUGCAAGACAUUCCCCGGGGACGCGGAAUGGCCAUCUCCCGCCACAUGGAGGACAUUCGACAAGCUCCUGGACGGAGCACUCAUCGAGACGCUGCCUGUUGCAGCGCCGUGCUAUCGGAACCUCGGUGUGUACGAUGCCGAGAAGUGCGCGGCGGUGCAAAGCUCCUUCACCAACCCAUAUUUUCACGAGAACGACCCGACAUCCAUCUUCUGGCCGCUAUUCCAAGGCAGAACCUGCAUGCCGACUGCCAACCCGGACAGCGGCAACUGCACGCACGGAGGGUACCCCCUCUACGCGGUGAACGUCAGCAAUGUGGGCCAUAUCCAACUGGCUGUCAACCUUGCCCGCAACGAGAACCUGCGCCUGGUAAUCAAGAAUACGGGCCAUUGCUACUUGGGCAAGAGCAGCGGCGCCGGUGCGCUGAGCAUCUGGACGCACCGGUUGAAGGACCUUCGGUACUAUGCGCAUCUCGAGAUACCGGGGUACGCAGGGCCGGCCAUGAAAGUGGGCGCCGGGGUGACGGUGCGAGAGGUGUAUGCAGAGGCGCAUAAGAACGGUGUUAGUGCGCUAGGAGGGAUUUGCGAGAGCGUGGGAUAUGCUGGAGGAUACAUCGCCGGCGGGGGCCACACGCCGCUCUCGGGACUGCACGGCAUGGCCGCCGACCACGUCAUGGCUCUCGAGGUGGUCACCGCGGACGGACGCUUCAUCACCGCCUCCCCCGCGGAGAACACCGAUCUGUACUGGGCUCUGCGCGGCGGCGGAGGCAGCACCUUCGGGGUGGUCACGUCGCUGAUCAUCCGCGUACACCCCAAAGUGCCCGUCACCACAUCCACCUUCAGCUUCGGCACCUCGGCCACGGUCAGCGCCGACACCUUCUGGCGCGGCAUGCACGCCUACUUCUCCUUCUUCAUCCCCUUCACCGACGCGGGGACCUACUCGUGGUGGACGCUGACCAGCUCCGGCAACGGCUCCUUCACCUUCAGCAUGAGCCCCUUCUUCGCGCCCAACCACACCAUCGCCUCCUUCCACACCCUCACGGCCCCCUUCUUUAACACCCUCACCUCCCUGGGCAUCGCCCCCUCCCAGCCAGUCAACACAACCUUCCACCCAGACUUCUACUCGGCCUACAACGCCACCUGGGGCCGCGACCCUUUCCUCAACAGCGUCGGCCGGAUCUCGGUGCCCGGCAACCGCCUGCUGCCGCGACGCAACUGGGAGUCGGCCUCCCGAUUCGCCGCCACCUUCGCCACCAUCCGCGCGCACAGCGAGUCCGGCCGGCUGCUAUACGGCUACCACCAAGCGCCGCGCAACCGCUCCGGAGCCGACAACGCCGUGCACCCCGCCUUCCGGGAGGUGAUUUGCUUCCUGAUUCUGUCCGGGCGCUUUCCCGCGGGGACGACUGCUAGUAGUGGUAAUAAUAGUAGUAGUAAUCGUGCUGACACCGCCAACCCGACGGCGGAGGAGGUCGCUGCGGCGUCGAGGGACUUGAGGGAGGUGGUGAUUCCGCGGUUUAAGGAGAUUGCGCCGGACGGGGUGGAGGGCGGCGGAGGGGCGUAUCUCAAUGAGGCGAAUGUGGAUGAGCCGGAGUGGCAGGCUGCGUUUUAUGGUGCGAAUUAUGGCAGGUUGUUGCGGAUUAAGAGGCUGUGGGAUCCCAGAGGGGUGUUCUAUGCCACGACGGCGGUCGGGAGUGAGGCAUGGGAGGUCAGGGAUGGGGAAAGGGGGGUGCAGACGCAGGAUGGACGGUUAUGUCGGGUUUGAUAAAGCUUUUCGGCCCUUUGGAGGGGAUUGUUGCCUUUGAGGUGCCGUUGUCUUUCGUGUUUGUGGUAGGUUCCGGCUAACUAAGGUAGUGCGACUACGUAGACUGUUUUAUAUCUUCUUGUCGACCAGUAGGUAGGGUAUGUGGGAACUUCCAUACGAUCGGGUAGUUGGGAAGUAUAUAGCGGAU